AUGACCCGAUCGCCGAUACAAGCUUUGCCGCCCUUCGGCAUAGCCAUCAAGCGGCCAGCUUUAUAUCUCGAGAUACUCGUCAAAUCAACUUCUGUCUCGACCGAACAUCUUGUUUUGUCUUCCUCUUGUUGUCCUGAAGUUUCUAUCUCAAUGCCACAACUUUCCAUUUUUCGUGUUCCGGACUUGUCCGUCUCGAUACUCCGCGUUCGUCCGUAUGCGCUCAACUUUGUCUAUCUUGAUUUCUACUCGUUCGUUUCCCGAUUUUCUUCGAUCGAAAUGUUUUAUUUGACUUCUAGCUCCUCUCCAUGA
This is a messenger RNA of Microthlaspi erraticum, 309 nucleotides long. The record is from the annotation of a GenBank genome assembly. NCBI's taxonomy places the organism in Eukaryota, Viridiplantae, Streptophyta, Magnoliopsida, Brassicales, Brassicaceae.